Molecule: messenger RNA, 666 nt
Organism: Carlito syrichta (Philippine tarsier)
Lineage: Eukaryota; Metazoa; Chordata; Mammalia; Primates; Tarsiidae
Product: DEP domain-containing protein 7-like
Exons: 4
Source: RefSeq, a predicted model, not a curated record
UGAACGGGAAGACUCAGGUGGCCUUGGAGGCGACUCAACUCUUUCUGAAGCUCUUGGAUUCCCACCGCAGGGAAGAGUUUCGGCGGCUGCUGUCUUUCAUGGCCGUGGCGGCCCACCCCGCUGAGUUCAGAUUACAGAAGGAGAGUGAAAACCGAAUGGUUGUGAAGAGGAUCUUCUCCAAAGCUCUUGUGGACAAUAAAAAUCUAUCCAAAGGCAAAACAGACCUUCUGGUUCUCUUCCUAAUGGAUCAUCAGAAAGAUGUUUUUAAGAUUCCUGGAACCCUGCAUAAAAUUGUCAGUGUCAAGCUCACGGCCAUACAGCAGGGGAGAGACCCGAACAGAGACACAGGAUAUAUUUAUUGCCAGAGAAUUGAUCAAAGUAACUAUUCCAACGAUGCACAGAAGGCAACCAGAGACGAGCUGCUGAAUUUACUAAAAACUAUUAAUGAAGAUUCAAAACUGUCUGCCAAAGAGAAGAAGAAAUUGCUAGGCCAGUUCUACAAGAGUCACCCAGACAUCUUUAUUGAGUAUUUUGGAGACUGAGUUUUUAAUGUCUGUAUAUGUUGUGUAUUUGAAGAAUAAACUGUAUCUUAAAGAUCCAAUCACAUUUGUAAGCUUGGAAAUUCUAAAUAUGAAACUGUACUUAAUAAAAUUUUUUUGUAUAUAA